AUGGGCGACACUGCGCCGUUGACAGAGAAGCCUGAUUGGCGACAUGUAGUAGAGAGGAAGAGGACGAAAAGAGAGGCAUUGGUCCAGCCAUACCUUGACGACUCGAAACAGCAACAAGACAUCACUUCAAUUUCUGAUGUGUCGAAGCUGGCCAGUCUAGUUGCGAAAGGGGAGCUGAAGGCAUAUGAUGUUAUCAUGGCUUAUGUUCGAAGAGCUGCUGCAGCGCACAAGCAGACCAACUGCUUGACAGAGGUCAUGUUUGAUGAGGCAAUCAACCGAGCGAGUGACCUUGAUGAGUAUCUCGUUGCCCACGGUGGAACCAUCGGCCCUUUGCAUGGCAUUCCGAUGACUCUGAAGGAUCAAUUCGAUCCAGCCUUUCGAAACGCUUUGCUUGUCGACAUUCUGCAAAGCGCUGGUGCAGUCAUCCUUGCGAAGACCAAUUUACCUCAGAGCAUCAUGUGGUGCGAGACUGAAAACCCUCUGUGGGGGCUGACGACAAAUCCACGCGAUCCUCAACUGACUCCCGGCGGCUCUACUGGAGGCGACGGAGCACUGCUGACACAGCAUGGUUCGCUAGUCGGUUGGGGCACAGACAUCGGCGGGAGUGUUAGGAUCCCAAGCCACAUGCUGGGACUGUAUGGACUCAAGCCAAGUAGUGGCCGUCUUCCCUACGAAGGCGUACAGGUAUCGACAGCAGGCCAGGAACACGUCCCCUCUGUAGUUGGUCCAUUAGCCAGGUCUCUGGACUCCAUCGAGCUUAUCAUGCGCGAGAUUAUCAAAGCACAACCAUGGACUCACGAUCCCACGUGCCACCGUUUGGCUCGGGACGAAGCAGCAUAUUCACAGACGCUGGACAAUCCUCUGGUAAUUGGUCUUCUGGUAGACGACGGCCACGUCAAAGUGCAUCCACCCAUCCAAAGAGUGCUUCUUGAAGCCGCUGAAAAGUUGAAGAGCGCUGGCCACACUGUCAUCACAUGGAAUGAUGACGGACAUACGGAGUGCAUCAAAAUCAUGGACUCAUACUAUACUGCCGAUGGCGGCGAGGACAUCAAACGAGCCGUGGCGGAAGGAGGCGAGCCUUUCAUCCCUCAUGUCGAAGCUCUCGUCAACCGCGCGCCGGCUAUAUCAGUCUACGAAUACUGGCAACUCAAUAAGCGCAAGAGAGCAGCACAUAAAGCGGUCGAUGUGCUGCUAAUGCCGACCAUGCCGCAUCCAGCCGUCAAGCAUCGAAGCUGUAAGUGGGUCGGCUAUACGAAAGUAUGGAAUCUCUUGGACUAUACUGCUCUUGUGCUUCCGUAUGGCAACGUUGACAAAAGCGUUGAUAUUGGCAAGACUGAUAAUGAAGUCCGCAACUACAAGCCGCGGAACGUACUCGAUGAUUGGAAUUGGAGCCUGUAUGAUUCAGAUGCUAUGGACGGACUGCCGCUAAGUGUGCAGGUCGUAGGUAGGAGACUUGAGGAGGAGAAAGUGUUAGCUGCCGGUAAGGUGAUUGAUGGCGUCUUGAGGUCAUGA
Fulvia fulva is the source of this 1512-nucleotide messenger RNA. RefSeq names its product Acetamidase. The transcript has 8 exons. The record is from RefSeq and is a predicted model, not a curated record. Bases 1 to 1512 code for a protein of 503 amino acids. NCBI's taxonomy places the organism in Eukaryota, Fungi, Ascomycota, Dothideomycetes, Mycosphaerellales, Mycosphaerellaceae.